Messenger RNA from Carassius gibelio (silver crucian carp), 1594 nucleotides. RefSeq lists its product as uncharacterized. Gene Ontology annotation, molecular function: signaling receptor activity. Lineage: Eukaryota; Metazoa; Chordata; Actinopteri; Cypriniformes; Cyprinidae. Gene Ontology annotation, biological process: adaptive immune response. The transcript is spliced from 4 exons. Gene Ontology annotation, cellular component: membrane. The record is from RefSeq and is a predicted model, not a curated record. The coding region runs from base 26 to 700 and encodes 224 amino acids.
GUCACAGUCACGCAGAGCUGUGAAGAUGGCAAGUGUUGUGAGAUACAGUUUUCUACUCAUCAGUAUCUGUUUAAGAAGCACUUCGUGGGCAGACUCAGUGUUGAAAGUUACAUCUUUAAUUGGAUCUGUUGGGAAUGAGAUCAUCAUCCAGUGUUCUGCUGAUAAAACCCCUCAAGAUGGGGUGUACCUGUACAAACAAGAAGGAGCAAGUCAAAAUAAGCACAAAGUCUUCUAUUAUUACAAAGAUGUACCUUUAAAACAAAAAUCAGAAUGGUAUAAGGACAACGUCAAAGUAACUGGAACAUUUCCCAACUUUAUUGUCACCAUACUGAAUCUAAAAGCUACAGACACUGGGUUUUACUGGUGUCAAUUUAAUUUUGAAGACACAAUAUCAUUUGGCACAGUCACAUGGUUACAGAUAGAAGAAUCGGUAGAUAAAAAAACAAAUGAAACAGGAGAAGUAAUAAGAAAUGAAUCGGGAGACGAAAAAGAUGAUGAAAAAGUGUGCUCUGGAGAUCUUCCUCAUCAUGGGAAGAUCUUUCUCAUUGUGUGUGCUGUCAUGAUGCUGCUGUGCAUCACUGCUUUCAUCCUUGUGAUUCUGAAGGUGAAGGGGUGUUGGAGGAACAAGAAAUACAGACCAUCAAAUCCACCCUCAGACUCAGUUUACGAAGAGAUGAAAAGGAGCAAUUUGGGCGGCUAGCAGUGUACAGACGUUCAUCAACCCUGACUAUCAAUCCACCAAGUUCCUUCACUAAAUAUAUGUGAUAGUUUAUCUCUUAUUAUUUUGAAUGGCAAAGCUUUCAAAUGAUUUAUUGCUUCAUAUUUCAGUUUCUCGUUUAAAUUUGUUUCUUAUCCCUCUUUCAGUUCAGAGACAGAAACAUAAUCUACCUGAUCUAAUGAUGCAAACAUAACUGUGGGAACUUAUUCAAAAGACGUGAAAUACAUACCAGUAGAUACAUAUCACUGCAGUUUCUAAAAGAAAUGAGUAAAACAGCGAGCACUUGUAAUAGUUUUCUUACACAGUUACGAUUGCAGCUCCAUAUGUUUCGCUAUGGUUAAGAGAUAUUGUCAGCUGAUAGACAACAGAAAUGGCAGAGUUCAUUUGUGGUCUUGUGCGCACACGCCUGCAAGCUACUUUCGGUCUGACAAAUAGUCUAAGAGUGAACUGACUGAUAGAAUUAAAGUACAGAGACAUAUUUCACUCCUCUGUUCAUAAUAAAGGCAAUCAAAGUUAUUGUGUCUCAUUAUAGAAUUUUAAACAAUAUAUUGCAAAAAUAGUAGGCUACUUGUUUGCACAGUUUGUAUUUUACUCUCUGGUGUUCAUCUCUAAACUUGGUCACCAUUCUUAACCAAACAUCUUCCUUUGCAGGUGUGGUCAUGUCUUCCUUUCUAUAACCUUAGAAUACAACAAAACAAGUCACACUGACAUGUUUCUAACACUGACAAACAAUGAAAUUUAAAAAGUAUGCUGUGUUUGCAGAUGAGGCUUUUAUGUAUUUAAAGAACAUUUAUUACAUAACAGCUUGUUGCAGUUUUUAUGAAUUUUAACGUUUUUAAUGUAAUGUUUAUAUGUUUUUUAAAUGUAAUGUUUUGU